Molecule: messenger RNA, 864 nt
Organism: Cavia porcellus (domestic guinea pig)
Lineage: Eukaryota; Metazoa; Chordata; Mammalia; Rodentia; Caviidae
Gene: Mrpl52
Product: mitochondrial ribosomal protein L52
Exons: 5
Coding region: 62-436 (124 amino acids)
Biological process (GO): mitochondrial translation
Cellular component (GO): mitochondrial large ribosomal subunit
Molecular function (GO): structural constituent of ribosome
Source: RefSeq, a predicted model, not a curated record
UCCCAGCAGCACCACACGUGGCCAUCAGGGCCACGCCCACUUCCGGCUGCUCCGCACCAGCAUGGCCGCUUUGGGAACUUUGCUCUUGAUAGGUGUCCGGAGGCUGCACGGCAGCGCGUCGGCUCGGGCGGGCGGCCAGUGGCGCCUCCAGCAGGGCCUGGCCGCCAGCCCUUCCGGCUACGGGCCGCUCACCGAGCUCCCGGACUGGUCGUACGCGGAUGGUCGUCCUGCUCCUCCAAUGAAACGACAGCUUCAAAGAAAAGCCCAGAGGGAAAAGUUUGCAAGACGUGUGGUACUGCUGUCACAGGAAAUGGAUGCUGGGUUACAGGCUUGGCAGCUCAGGCAGCAGGAGAAGCUGCAAGAGGAAGAACAGAAACAGAAAAACGCUCUUAAGCGCAAAGGGACAUUGCUGCAGAGCUCACUGGAAAGUCAAUAGGAAGCAACUCUUAUGCCCCUGCCCAGCCUUUCUGGCUUUCUUUUCCACCACCUGGAUGUCUCAUCUCAGCUAGAAGAGAGCCUUGUGUCCUGUCCUGUUACCCCCCACCUCCAUGUAAAACGAGGUGGCACACCAGGAAGAACAGGCCAUAAGAUCUUCAGGAAGUGGCUCAGAGCCCUGAUCCCUUGCUCCACCAGUUGCAUUGAAUGUUCUGUAAGGCUUUUGUCCCCUCCUUUGUGGACCACAGGACUGGCCCAACUUACUAGCAAUAGUUGCUCUGUGAACAUGAAAAGUAGGCAGCAGUUUUCCUGGCUUUAGCCAGCAUGCAUGUCUUUCAUGAUGUAUGCAAUAGUAGCUCAGCCAUGUGCUGUAGCUAUUUCAUAAGUACUUGGAAAAAUAAGUAAAUAAAAGCAAGCUUAGACAAAAAA